Cadophora gregata is the source of this 339-nucleotide messenger RNA. RefSeq lists its product as uncharacterized. Lineage: Eukaryota; Fungi; Ascomycota; Leotiomycetes; Helotiales; Ploettnerulaceae. Bases 1 to 339 code for a protein of 112 amino acids. The record is from RefSeq and is a predicted model, not a curated record. The transcript has a single exon.
AUGCUACCACCAUAUGGGCCAAUCUGGCUUGUCACGGUUGGAGAAGGGGCUGUAUCGACUGAUGUUGUUCUGAAGUUUCCGCCCGAUAUCGUAGAAGAUGCUGUUGAUAGAAAUGCUGAACUCGCCGCAGUCGAGGACGAGGUAGUUUGGGCUCGAGAGCUUGACGAGGUACUUGUGCUGGGUAUCGCAGGCGGGCAUGCUAGCGAUAUCAAGUCAACCACUGGUUCAAGGAACUGUGACGAACAGGCUCUUUGGACACAGAAAGAAGCUGUCGGGGAGAAAGAGUUGCAUGCACAAGCACCUGGUAGGUCGUCAGCUUCCACCAACUCAAAUCAUUAG